Messenger RNA from Castor canadensis (American beaver), 1765 nucleotides. The record is from RefSeq and is a predicted model, not a curated record. Lineage: Eukaryota; Metazoa; Chordata; Mammalia; Rodentia; Castoridae.
GUGCAUGCCCCCUUUUCAUCCAGAGUUUACCACUGAAGAAUCUUGGGAAAAUGGCUCAGCUGAGUGGGAGCGAAGAUGCUUACUGAGCAGAGGGACAGCUGCUUUGUCCACAUCUGCCUCCUCAGAGAAGGGUGAACUUCUGGACAGUGCCCACGUCAGAGUCCCUUUUUCAAAGUUGAGGUGCUGUGUGCAGUGGCUGAAAGUCAUGGGCCUCUUUGUCUUUGUGGUGGUGUGCUCCAUUUUAUUCAGCUGGUAUCCAGAUCAAGGAAAGUUCUGGCAGUUGUUGGCUGUGUCACCGCUGGAAAGCUACUCUGUGAACCUCAGCAGCCAUGAGGACUCAACACUGCUCCAGGUGGACCUGGCAGGGUCCCUGGCGACUGGUGGACCACCCUAUUCCGGGAGAGAAGAGCAUGUCGUCGUGACGGUGACCCAGAUGGACGCCCUGGGCUCCAGGUGGCGACGGCCACAGCAGGUCACCGAAAAUUGGACUGUACUUUUAAAUCCAAGAAGUGAGCACUCGGUGGUGAGCAGGACCUUUGAGAUAAUGAGCAGGGAGGCUGUUUCCAUCAGCAUCCAGGCCUCCCUCCAGCAGACCCAGCUCGUUCCUCUCUUGCUGGCUCAUCAGUACCUCCGCGUGAGCGCAGAAGCUCAAGUGACCAUCGCAGCGGCCAUCCUCACGGGGGUCUACUUGCUGAUUAUAUUUGAGAUCGUUCACAGAACACUGGCAGCCAUGUUGGGGGCCCUUGCAGCAUUAGCAGUGCUGGCUGUGGUUGGUGAUAGACCCAGCCUGACCCAAGUGGUGGAGUGGAUUGAUUUUGAGACCCUGGCCCUGCUGUUUGGCAUGAUGAUAUUAGUAGCUAUAUUUUCAGAAACUGGGUUUUUCGAUUAUUGUGCUAUAAAGGCAUACCAGGUAUCCCGAGGGAGCGUGUGGACCAUGAUCAUCGUGCUGUGUCUCAUCGCUGCUGUCCUUUCUGCCUUCUUAGACAACGUCACCACCAUGCUCCUCUUCACUCCUGUGACCAUAAGGUUAUGUGAGGUGCUCAACCUCGAUCCAAGACAAGUCCUGAUUGCAGAAGUGAUCUUCACAAACAUUGGAGGAGCUGCCACUGCCAUUGGAGACCCACCAAAUGUCAUCAUUGUUUCCAACCGGGAGCUGAGGAAAAUGGGCCUGGACUUCGCUGGAUUCACAGCACACAUGUUCAUUGGGAUUUGCCUCGUUCUCUUGGUCUCCUUUCCUCUCCUCAGACUCCUUUACUGGAACAAAAAGCUUUAUAACAAGGAACCCAUUGAGAUUGUUGAACUGAAGCAUGAGAUUCACGUCUGGCGCCUGACUGCCCAGCGCAUCAGCCCAGCCAGUCGUGAGGAGACAGCUGUGCGUGACCUGCUGCUGGGGAAGGUGCUGGCCCUGGAGCACCUGCUGGCCAGAAGGCUGCACACCUUUCACAGACAAAUCUCACAGGAAGAUAAAAAUUGGGAGACCAAUAUCCAGGAGCUACAAAAAAAGCAUAGGAUAUCAGACAGGAUUCUACUUGUCAAAUGCCUGACGGUGCUGGGGUUUGUUAUCUUCACAUUUUUUCUCAGUUCCUUUGUCCCUGGCAUUCAUCUUGAUCUUGGAUGGAUUGCUAUUCUGGGUGCCAUCUGGUUGCUAAUUUUAGCUGAUAUCCAUGAUUUUGAGAUAAUUCUACACAGAGUAGAGUGGGCAACCCUUUUAUUCUUUGCAGCACUCUUUGUUCUGAUGGAGGUAAGACUUUAGAACUUUUGCACU